Molecule: messenger RNA, 12339 nt
Organism: Coregonus sp. 'balchen'
Lineage: Eukaryota; Metazoa; Chordata; Actinopteri; Salmoniformes; Salmonidae
Source: the annotation of a GenBank genome assembly
GUCACGCUGAAUCCGAGGUCAGAAAGCAAAGAAGCAUGGCCGCUGUUUUAAGGGGGUCUCGGAACCUAUGGGGAAGGAGCCUCAAACAUGUUGACUUUACUUUGGGUAAGGAGUUAAAAAAUUAUAAAAAAUAUAUAAUAUCUACCAUCAAUGUUGAGGACCUGUUUGAUGGCAAUUCCCUUAUGACACGAAAGGCACCGCUGCGUGCAAAUCAACGUUGAAUAAAAGUUGAUUAGCAUUGGCUAUUGUGGCUCGCUCACUUCUGCUAACUAGCUAGUUAGUUUGCUAAAAUAGCUAGUUAGCUAAAGUCAUGGGACGUUGGUUGAUCGAAACAUUUGUUUUAUUGUUUAUCAGGACAACCGAUAGCCACCACCAGCAAAUGUUCUAAUCAGAGGUGUGUAUCUCGCACAAGUAACAAGUUGAGGGUCAAGUCAAAGCCCACAGCUCUUGUCAGCAAUUCAGUAAUUGCCAAGCGAGUUCUGUAUUGAAUAGGGUGUUUGUUUGCACAAAUGGGUGUAUGCACUCACUAACUGUAAGUCGCUCUGGAUAAGAGCAUCUGCUAAAUGACUAAGUGGCCAGGACAGAUCAUUGAGAUGUAGCCCAACUAUAGCUAGUCUGUUCUGCUGCAUGUUUGAUUUACAUCUCUUCUCAUACCAGUGCUGUGCCCCUACUGUCCUCACUGGUAGGUCAACUCUUACCAUGACAACCCCACCUACUGUCCUCACUGGUAGUUCAACUCUUACCAUGACAACCCCACCUACUGUCCUCACUGGUAGUUCAACUCUUACCAUGAUAACCCCACCUACUGUCCUCACUGGUAGUUCAACUCUUACCAUGAUAACCCCACCUACUGUCCUCACUGGUAGUUCAACUCUUACCAUGAUAACCCCACCUACUGUCCUCACUGGUAGUUCAACUCUUACCAUGACAACCCCACCUACUGUCCUCACUGGUAGUUCAACUCUUACCAUGACAACCCCACCUACUGUCCUCACUGGUAGUUCAACUCUUACCAUGAUAACCCCACCUACUGUCCUCACUGGUAGUUCAACUCUUACCAUGACAACCCCACCUACUGUCCUCACUGGUAGUUCAACUCUUACCAUGACAACCCCACCUACUGUCCUCACUGGUAGUUCAACUCUUACCAUGAUAACCCCACCUACUGUCCUCACUGGUAGUUCAACUCUUACCAUGAUAACCCCACCUACUGUCCUCACUGGUAGUUCAACUCUUACCAUGACAACCCCACCUACUGUCCUCACUGGUAGUUCAACUCUUACCAUGAUAACCCCACCUACUGUCCUCACUGACCAUGUGGUCCUCUGUAGCUCAGCUGGUAGAGUACGGCGCUAGUAACGCCAAGGUAGUGGGUUCGAUCCCCGGGACCACCCAUACACAAAAAAAAAAAAUGUAUGCACGCAUGACUGUAAGUCGCUUUGGAUAAAAGCGUCUGCUAAAUGGCAUAUUAUUAUUAUUAUUAUUAUUAUUAUAACCCCACCUACUGUCCUCACUGGUAGUUCAACUCUUACCAUGAUAACCCCACCUACUGUCCUCACUGGUAGUUCAACUCUUACCAUGAUAACCCCACCUACUGUCCUCACUGGUAGUUCAACUCUUACCAUGGUAACCCCACCUACUGUCCUCACUGGUAGUUCAACUCUUACCAUGAUAACCCCACCUACUGUCCUCACUGGUGGUUCAACUCUUACCAUGGUAACCCCACCUACUGUCCUCACUGGUAGUUCAACUCUUACCAUGAUAACCCCACCUACUGUCCUCACUGGUAGUUCAACUCUUACCAUGGUAACCCCACCUACUGUCCUCACUGGUAGUUCAACUCUUACCAUGAUAACCCCACCUACUCUCCUCACUGGUAGUUCAACUCUUACCAUGAUAACCCCACCUACUGUCCUCACUGGUAGUUCAACUCUUACCAUGAUAACCCCACCUACUGUCCUCACUGGUAGUUCAACUCUUACCAUGAUAACCCCACCUACUGUCCUCACUGGUAGUUCAACUCUUACCAUGGUAACCCCACCUACUGUCCUCACUGGUAGUUCAACUCUUACCAUGAUAACCCCACCUACUGUCCUCACUGGUAGUUCAACUCUUACCAUGAUAACCCCACCUACUGUCCUCACUGGUAGUUCAACUCUUACCAUGAUAACCCCACCUACUGUCCUCACUGGUAGUUCAACUCUUACCAUGAUAACCCCACCUACUGUCCUCACUGGUAGUUCAACUCUUACCAUGAUAACCCCACCUACUGUCCUCACUGGUAGUUCAACUCUUACCAUGAUAACCCCACCUACUGUCCUCACUGGUAGUUCAACUCUUACCAUGGUAACCCCACCUACUGUCCUCACUGGUAGUUCAACUCUUACCAUGAUAACCCCACCUACUGUCCUCACUGGUAGUUCAACUCUUACCAUGGUAACCCCACCUACUGUCCUCACUGGUAGUUCAACUCUUACCAUGAUAACCCCACCUACUGUCCUCACUGGUAGUUCAACUCUUACCAUGAUAACCCCACCUACUGUCCUCACUGGUAGUUCAACUCUUACCAUGAUAACCCCACCUACUGUCCUCACUGGUAGUUCAACUCUUACCAUGAUAACCCCACCUACUGUCCUCACUGGUAGUUCAACUCUUACCAUGAUAAGCCCACCUACUGUCCUCACUGGUAGUUAAACUCUUACCAUGAUAACCCCACCUACUGUCCUCACGGUAGUUCAACUCUUACCAUGAUAACCCCACCUACUGUCCUCACUGGUGGUUCAACUGUUACCAAAACCCAACCUUGUGAAAAACGUGACCUAGCUCUCAAACUCUAGGUGGCAUUCUGCCUUCUCCCUACAGUUUUCUGCGGUUAGCUUCGCCCACGACUGGCUCAUGUCAACUACAAUCCUGACGCUGUGUUUUAACUUUUAGAAACGUCAAUAAUUAUAGCUUGGAAAACAAUAAUGGCGGCUUUCGAAACACGGUCCUUACAUCAGCGACAAAGAUUCCUUCAUAUAAAAGAUGCACUUACUGUAGCAAUUGUGCACAGAUACCCUUACACUCAGGUGUUCGGAGCAUGCUAGAUAGCUAAUCAGCACAGGUCUGUUUUCUGUUAAAAAAGAACUGUAACAUGUAGAUACGUCCAUGUGGCAAGACCAACCCUAACCCUAUAAAGGUGUGGAUCAUUUUUUUAUUAUUAUUAUUUCUCGCUGAUAUGAAAGGGCCUUUCAAUAAUAAAUAAUAUAAUAAUAUGCCAUUUAGCAGAGAAAUAAAUGGCAUUCCUUAUGCUUCCAAAAACCGUACCGCAAGCGAUGUGUGUUAAUGUUCACACCGAGCAUCGGGGCGCUUAAUAAAACUGCCCCAUACAGAAGACGCCUUCUUCCUGUGACUCUUAUGUGUAAUGUAACGGAACUGAGCCAUGAUCGAGGGUUAGUGACCUUAAUUGCAAUGGCAGUAGGUCUAGCACACAACACCGGGGUUGCGUCCCAAUAACCUUCAUUGAAUUGACUGGCACUGGUACAUGGAAACAACCUCUAGCCCAUGCCUACACCAAUCCAAUGCCUUUACGUUUGUGGGAGGACACACUUCAGGAGGAAGUAGAGAUUAUUGAGACGCAGCCAAGGGGUCUUGUGUGCUGCACUUUCUGAGUGUGUGUGUGUGGUAGUUCCCUAAUGCCUCGUUCAAAUGCUAGUCGGAACUAGGAAACUCUGACAUUUCCGACUUGCUGAUUCGUUGAAAGUAGCACGUGUAUGGCUAAAAUCAGUUAGUGAGUCAGACAUUUCAGAGUUUCCAAGAUCCAACUAAUGCGUGAAUGCGGCGUUAGUCCAACAGUGGCAGGUCACGUGUGUCUUUCCACUGAAGCCACUAUGAAGAUUGAUUGGGAGAGCCAGCCAUGUGAGAGACCUGCAGCCUGGAUGCCUGCCACACCCCCCUCUGCUCACACACAUUUACACACCACAGUGUAUUUAUAAGAUGCCCUUUGGCCCAAUACAUCUCUACUUUCAUCCAAAACCUUCGUUCUAUCCUUCUGUUUUAUAGGAAAUAGUGAAUGAGUUCACUACUGGUUCACAGGUUUACUGCUUUGAUAUGGGAUUUGACAAAAUGAAUGUCUGGAAGCCAUGUAGAAAUGUCUGGCUACCUUUCCUUGGUCCUAAUUUGUUUUAUCCAGCUUGCCUCUGACAUUACCCACUGGAAUGUACAAUACAGGUCUUGGUUAACUAUUGAUAGGGCUGGGUUAUGUUUGGAUUUCAUUGAAACAGAAGUGCAAGGCCUAGAUUAGAAGUGGCCUUGAUGUUUCAAUGGACUAGGGAGCCUUUUGACAGCAUUUUGCAAGAGACUAUAGUUUUUCACAUUCCGGUCAUUUCUUUUUGUUAGUGAAGCCUACACAGAACAGCUGUGUUAGAGCUUUCUCAGCUUGGCUGAAAGGUUUACAAAAGACCUAGGGUAGUCUAGUCUCAUCAGUAGUAGUCUAGCCAUCUGUCAAUAACACCGCUCCUUACAAGUUGUUCCUGGGGUGUAUUAGGAACCAAACGGGCUGAAACUGGGAGGGACCUAGGCCUACCUGAACUUGUCCAAUAAGGAACAUUCGUUUUCAUUGGAACGUUUCGCUACGGAUUGCACCGGUUUGCACUAAUGAAUACACCCCUGUACCCCCCCAGUCUCCAGCAGGUCCAUGGCCUCUAAGACCCAGGUGGGUUUCAUCGGCCUGGGGAACAUGGGAAAACCAAUGGCCAAGAACCUGCUGAAGCACGGAUACCCCGUCAUCGCCACUGACGUCUUCCCUGAGUCCUGCAAAGAACUGCAAGAGUUGGGUGCCCAGGUGGGACAAAAAACUAUCUUUCUUGUUUUCUAAUGGCAGCGCAUUGAGCGCAAUGCACCGGAUGAUGGCAUACCAUAGCGCUCUGUUGUGAUGACAGCUGGAAGGUGCUAAAAAAACAUGAACAAAAUACCAUGACUGAAAACUAUAUUGUAGAUAGGUGGAACCACUUUAAUUAGUGUCCAAUCCAAACAAACUGAGUCCAUCAUAAGAUUUGCCUCUCGUCAUUGCCUAUCUACUUCUUACUCUAAUCCUAAUGGUUGUGCUUGCCUGGGGUGUAGCUUAUUCAUUAUGCACCACCAGACUAAAACAGGGAGGGACUACCUGAAUUUGUCCAAUAAGAAACACUCGUUUUUUGAAACAUUUUGCUACGGUGUGCCCUAAUGAGUAAAGCCCUGUUUUGUCAGAUCGUGGAUAACCCUGCGGAGGUGGCAGACCAGGCAGACCGCAUCGUUACCAUGCUGCCCUCCAGUCCCAACGUCAUCGAGGUUUACACUGGACCCAACGGUAUCCUCAAGUAAGAUCCCUUGCUCUCAAUUAGUCACUGGCUGUGUCCCAAAUGGCACCAUAUUUCCUGUUCCCUUUAUAGUGCACAACUUUUCACCAGAGCCCUAAUAAAAGCAGUCUCCAAGUCAAGUCACUUAGCCAUCUGUCUUUAACAGAAACCCUUCAGACUGUUGUUUAAACUAUAAGGUGGGUACUUUACUGUUCUACAGGAAGGUCAAGAAAGGCUCGCUACUCAUCGACUCCAGCACCAUCGACCCAGCCGUUUCCAAGGAGAUGGCCGUGGCCUCGGAGAAGAUGGGGGCUGUUUUUAUGGACGCGCCUGUGUCAGGAGGUAAGGACUAAUACUGUGUUCCAAAUGUCACUAAUCCCUAUAUAGUGCACUAGUGUUGGCCCGGGCCCAUUUGGGGGGUCUCUGCUGCAAUCUGAGAGGACCAGCCUUUCCACUCCUUAAUUGUUGAAAUGGACCAGAUUUAGGAGAUGGAGCUCUCUAGCGCAUUUGUGGGCCGCGAUGUGGAUUAUUUCAGAACCCAGCAUCUGGAGUUUGAUCCGAUGACCCUUCCACCCAAACGCUCCGUUCUCAGAUCCCAGCAACCUAAAAAUCUCCUGCACUCUCUCUCUUUAUUUGUGCCCCUCUUCUUCUGAAAACAUCUGGUUUUGAAAGUCUACUACCAGUUCAUCACUCUCUCAUAGCACAACUUUACAACAAUUACUAAUCUUUUUACUGCAAACCAUUUGACCAAGUUAUAUAAAGAGAAACAUUUCCAUCAUGAUCAUAUGUGUACUCAUGUCCGUUGCCACAUGUAUCUCUGUGAAUUACACUGGGAGGAAGACUGCAUUGUAUUGCUCCUGACAAAUCGGUGACUCUACCCAGGAAAGCAGACUCCCAUGUGGGCAUAGGUUCAGGUUAAAAUGGCCGACACUGGAUCAUUUCCUUUCAUGUCUGACAAAAUGGUGUAUCCAUCCAGUCUCUGCUUCUCAUGUAGAUGGUUGAGCCUGGGUCAUAAAGAGGAGGAGGAGUACCUUACCUAUGUGACUGCCUGGGUCAUAAAGAGGAGUACCUUACCUACCUGACAGCCUGGGUCAUAAAGAGGAGGAGGAGUACCUUACCUACCUGACAACAUGGGUCAUAAAGAGGAGUAAUACCUUACCUACUUGACAACAUGGGUCAUAAAGAGGAUGAGUACCUUACCUACUUGACAACAUGGGUCAUAAAGAGGAGGAGUACCUUACCUAUGUGACAGCCUUGGUCAUAAAGAGGAGAAGGAGGAUUACCUUACCUACUUGACUGCCUGGGUCAUAAAGAGGAGGAGUACCAUACCUACCUGACAGCCUGGGUCAUAAAGAGGAGGAGGAGGAGUACCUUACCUACUUGACAACAUGGGUUAUAAAGAGGAGUACCUUACCUUCCUGACAACCUGGGUCAUAAAGAGGAGGAGUACCUUACCUACUUGACAACAUGGGUUAUAAAGAGGAGGAGUACCUUACCUACUUGACAACAUGGGUUAUAAAUAGGAGGAGUACCUUACCUACUUGACAACAUGGGUUAUAAAGCGGAGGAGUACCUUACCUUCCUGACAACCUGGGUCAUAAAGAGGAGGAGUACCUUACCUACUUGACAACAUGGGUCAUAAAGAGGAGGAGUACCUUACCUACUUGACAACAUGGGUUAUAAAGAGGAGGAGUACCUUACCUUCCUGACAACCUGGGUCAUAAAGAGGAGGAGUACCUUACCUACUUGACAACAUGGGUUAUAAAGAGGAGGAGUACCUUACCUUCCUGACAACCUGGGUCAUAAAGAGGAGGAGUACCUUACCUACUUGACAACAUGGGUUAUAAAGAGGAGGAGUACCUUACCUUCCUGACAACCUGGGUCAUAAAGAGGAGGAGUACCUUACCUACUUGACAACAUGGGUCAUAAAGAGCAGUAGGAGUACCUUACAGGACCUGGUCAAAAGUAGUGCACUAAAUAGUGAAUAGGCUGCCGUUUGGGAUGCAGCCACUGUGUGGGGGGUAGGGAAGAUGAGGACGAGCCGUACUGGCCUUCAGAAAGGCUCCAAGCCGUAAAACACACUAUCACAGUCUUGGGAACACACACACACACUGUCGCAUACGCUACACACACUGUUUGUUUGAACUCAGCCUUUUAACUUGAGGAAAGGCACUUUCUUUGAGUUGAUGUUGGCCUAUUUUACGAUCAGGCCCUAAAGAUUAGUAAUGAUUUAUAUGCGUCCUUCCUGCGGCAGUGCUCAUGGAUUAAGGCUGUCCAGCUUCCCACAUUGAACUUGGGUGGCUGCAGGUCACAGUGGUGUGUGUGUGUGGUUAGAGUCAAGUAUUGCAGCAUGUUACUACCUUGAUUCUGUGCUGGAAUGCCAGGGGUUGAACAUGUUAUCAGUGGUCAGAAAACACAAACCACUUGAGGACUGUGUGUGUGUGUGUGUGUGUGUGUGUGUAGGACAACACGUGGUGCAUGGCAGUAAUAGAGCACAGAGGAAUGAGAGGAGACUGGUGUCAUUGUUACCCAGGAGAUGGUACUGUAACCAAGGAGACCACACACACACACACACACACACACACACACAAAACCCAGGAGCACACAUCAUGUUUAACUUCCAACUCUGCUUGUUCUGAAUCCAGCAAGGAGCUUUGCUGUAGCCCAAUUCAGACCAAUCCAGAGUACCUUCUCCAACCCAGACUUACUUACAUAGUGCUAUUUUAUUGUGAGAGAGGGUGUAUAUAAUCAGGAUGUUCCCUGUGCUUUGAGAGACUGUAAAAAAACAAAAACAUUGUCCCUCUGGUUCUCUGUCUUUCAUGUGUUGCCUCUUCCACCCAGAGCCCACAUUGCGUCAGAGAGGUUUGGCAGCAGACACACUGUUGGAAGGAAUGCCUUGUUUUCUGGAGCAAUAAUAGGAAAUCCACAACUUGGGUUGCGUCCCCAAAUGGUACCCUGUUCCCUAUAUAGUGCACUACUUUUGACCAGAGCCCACAGGGCCCUAGUUAAAUGUAGUUCACAAUAUAGGGAACAGGGUGCUAUUUGGGACGCUCCCCUGCGCUGUCAGCGGUAGUCAUCUUACAAUAACCUAGUCCCAAAUCCAGUCAUUGCGAAUUGUUUUCUUAUACAUUUUCAUUUCAAUGAAUGGACUUGUAUGUAAAACCUUGGGAAAUGUUCAUCAUGAAAGGCUACUGUAGUGACUGGAAUGAAAACGUUUGACCACAGAACUCACGUAGCCACCAACAAACACAUUCACUUUCACUGUAACACACGUCCUUAGAGAGACUCAGUAAUUGGUGUGUGUGUGUUGGUUCCUAGGCUGUGUGAGAUGGCAGAGCUGGAAUCGUCACACACACACACACACACACACACUUCUCAUUAGUAUGGCAGAGAGACAGAGAGCCUGUAACUUUGGCAACAGAAAUGAAAGGGUUGUCUUUUUAUGUACGCACUUUGACGAUUUGCGUAGCUUGUUCAAGUUUUUAAUGCGUUUGAGAAAAUCUCCCCCAUUUUUAAAAAAUGGUUACCCCACCACAUUUGGCAUGGGAUUUGAGACAUCUCUUUCUCUCUGUGCUCUGACAGCUUUUUGCUUCCACUUCAUUUAGUCUAAAUAUGUUCAGCUACCUUUCACCACAACCUCACUUUUCCUUUCAGUUGAUUUUAUGUGAAAUUACUUUCUCACCCAAACUUGGUGAGCGAAGGGUGGGUGUUGGGACAAGGGAACAAACCACUGUUUAGGAAAGUGCUUUGUAGUUUUGCAUCCAUCUUUCCGUGAUUAACUCAUAACAGUUUUGAGGAGCUGAGAAGCGACAGCAGUGACUGACAGACAUACUGUUCUAAUGAAACCAUCAUGCGUGUUUUAUAUGCUACAAGCACGGCCCAUCCCAAGGCCUGUGCGUGCGCCUGUCUGGUGUGUGUGUGUGUGUGUACAACGUUUCCACUUCACCAAAGUCUUCAUCAGGUAUUCUCAAGUUUAGGAUGUGCAUAUCACCCUCCUUUUCUCCAGGUGUGGGGGCUGCCAGCUCGGGGAAGCUAACCUUCAUGGUGGGGGGUGUAGAGACGGAGUUUACAGCAGCCCAGGAGCUGCUCACCUGUAUGGGAGCCAACGUGGUGUACUGUGGGGCCGUCGGCACUGGACAGGUAGGCAUUAACAUUUACAAGAGUUACGUCUCAAAUGGUACCCUAUUCCCUAUAUGGUGCACUACUUUUGACCAGAGGUCCUGGUCAAAGGUAAAACACUUUAGGGAAUAGGGUACCAUUUGAGACGCACACAAUACAUUCAUACUAGGGGCAUUAUGGGUGGAUUAUUACAAAACGACGUGUGACUGCGUAGGAUGUAACCAAGGGUCUGUUUCUUACAGGCUGCCAAAAUCUGCAACAAUAUGCUGCUGGCGAUAGGCAUGAUCGGAACCUCUGAGACCAUGAACCUUGGCAUCAGGUUGAGUAUUGCCAAUACAAUCUCUGCUGUAAAUGUAUCUCCGACAAAAUAUGUUGUGUUGCACUUAACGCUUGUUGAACAGAACCAUGCCGUGAGAAUCGUACAUAUCUGUAACACUACACUCUUAAAGUAACUAUCCACUGGAAAAGCGCCUUUUUAAAAACACAUACUCUAUCAACUGAUGUCUACAUGUUGUCAAUGACUCGUCCUUUACUUGUAGUUGUGGUUAAACCAGCAAUCAGAGAAAUGACACACGGUAAACAGUAACCCACGUUAAACUUGUAACCGAAACUAAUGGUAAAAAAAAUGCUUGUGAUUUCCUGAAUCUGUCCGUCUGGCCCCUGACAGACUAGGGCUUGACCCUAAGCUACUGGCUAAGAUCCUGAACAUGAGUUCAGGCCGCUGCUGGUCCAGUGACACCUACAACCCUGUACCUGGUGUCAUGGAGGGAGUCCCCUCUGGAAACAACUACCAGGGAGGAUUUGGGACCCAACUCAUGGCCAAGGUGGGGCUCUCCCUCACUCCUGUUUACUCCAUCUCUCUCCAUCUCUCUCUGUUUACUCCAUCUCUCUCUGUUUCUCUCUCUCUCUCCAUCUCUCUCUGUUUACUCCAUCUCUCUCUGUUUACUCCAUCUCUCUCCAUCUCUCUCUGUUUACUCCAUCUCUCUCCAUCUCUCUCUGUUUACUCCAUCUCUCUCUGUUUACUCCAUCUCUCUCCAUCUCUCUCUGUUUACUCCAUCUCUCUCCAUCUCUCUCUGUUUACUCCAUCUCUCUCCAUCUCUCUCUGUUUACUCCAUCUCUCUCCAUCUCUCUCUGUUUACUCCAUCUAUCUCCAUCUCUCUCUGUUUACUCCAUCUCUCUCUGUUUCUCUCUCUGUUUCUCCAUCUCUCUCUGUUUACUCCAUCUCUCUCCAUCUCUCUCUGUUUACUCCAUCUCUCUCCAUCUCUCUCUGUUUACUCCAUCUCUCUCUGUUUCUCUCUCUGUUUCUCUCUCUCCAUCUCUCUCUGUUUACUCCAUCUCUCUCCAUCUCUCUCUGUUUACUCCAUCUCUCUCUGUUUCUCUCUCUGUUUCUCUCUCUCUCUCCAUCUCUCUCUGUUUCUCUCUCUGUUUACUCCAUCUCUCUCCAUCUCUCUCUGUUUACUCCAUCUCUCUCCAUCUCUCUCUGUUUACUCCAUCUCUCUCCAUCUCUCUCUGUUUACUCCAUCUUUCUCCAUUGGAAGACGUUUAGUACACAAAUGUUUGUGAGUGACACAGCAGAUGAUUCUUCAGGGGCUCUUUAAUUUCCUGUGACUUUAUUUUAGUUAAUUUCUCUGUCAAUAAUAGUAUUAAUAACUUUACAUGUAAGUGAAAGAGAUGUGCCUUUGACAUGUUUAACUGUGCUGUGUACAACAAGCGGUGAUGGCAGAGCACUAAUGAGUGUUUCUCCUCUUAAGGACCUGGGGCUAGCUCAGGCCACAGCCACCAACACCAAGACCCCUGUCCCUCUGGGCUCCCUGGCCCACCAGAUCUACCGCAUGAUGUGUGCUCGGGGCUACGCCGGCAAAGACUUCUCCUCCGUCUUCCAGUUCCUGCAGGAGGAUGAGAAUAAGGAGGAAGGCCAAUAGGGGCAGGGGGAACACCACCCCACCUCUGCCCCAUCCAUAGCCUUACCAGGGUCUGUUCCAUACAAGACUACUACCAUGUAGUUGGGGUGCGUUGGUUUGCCCCCCUCUCCCCAGGACUUGUCAAGACGUGUGUAUUGGGUCAAAGCCAAGAGGAGCCGUGAUGUGACAGAUCAUCUUAAAGAGUACUAUACUACACUGUGUCUCUAAGAUGGGGGGUCAUGUUACCUGUGUGUGUGAUCCUGCGUUUUGUUAAAGUAGCACUCCUUUAAUGUUUUAGAUCGCUAGGCUAGAAGACAGUGGAUGUUUGAGGUGUGGGGAGGUUCUCCAAAGUCACUGUCGCUCAGUAGGCUGGCUAACCACUACCGCUAUCACCGUGACUAUAUCGGUGCUACCCUAACACACGUCGCCAUUGAAAGCCACCCAGGCGUUGUCAAGGAAAUGACCCAAGUUAGACUUGUUAACGACCACACUCACUCGUCAACAAUAGACGACUGAGACUUCAGAUGAUUCUUAGUUCUAGUCACCACUCACUCACUGCAACUUCACGUGUAUUGAUCCUGAUCAUUGAUUUGUUUGAGUUGUUUUUCACUUCCUGUUGUGGAGGGAUAGAAUGUUCCUGUCUUAUUUGUAUGUGUUUUAAUGUUUAAUAAAAGGUGAGAGAUUGUAGGAGUGUUUUUUUUCCAUCCAGUGAUAUGUCAAUCAUUGCUAGUGAUUAUUGGAUUGCUUUUUGACCCACUGCCCUAAACCCUCGCACAGCUGUACAGUCUGUUUUGAAGGAGGAGAUGUACUGUGUCUGUACUGUGUUUGCAGGAGGAGAUGUGCUGUGUCUGUACUGUGUUUGCAGGAGGAAGAUGAGGUGCCUGAUGAUGAGACUGCUCCAGAUGAUUAGAUCAUUCUUAUUUUAUUAAGCGCCUCGUUAGAGAGGGUAAGCGCACUUUAAAGUUUUGCAUCACUGUACAAAUAUGUAUUCUAGUAAAGGAAUG